Rotaria sp. Silwood2 is the source of this 807-nucleotide messenger RNA. The record is from the annotation of a GenBank genome assembly. Lineage: Eukaryota; Metazoa; Rotifera; Eurotatoria; Philodinida; Philodinidae.
AUGACAAAACAACGACGUUCAUUUUUUGUCGAUGAUAUCUUACAUAUGGUAAUGCCAAUGAAUAAAACUAUUCAUUGUUCAAAUGACAAUAAUGAUUUAAAACGUAAACAAUCAAUAAAUUCAGAGGAUGAUAAUAGAGAUGAACAUGAACAAAAAUCAAAUAAAAAAUUUCGAUUUCAUAAAUAUGAAAAAAAUAAUAAUGAUGAUCAUGAUAAAAAGGAAGAUGACAAUGACGAAUCAAAUUAUUCUCAAACAGUCGAUACGACGAGAGAUGGUAAAACGGCUGAAGAAGAAUCUUGUUUAAGUGACAAUAGCAGCAAUAUUGAUAACAACAGUGAUGAUGAAUUAUGUGCAUCAAGUUCUUGUUUGACAGCAAUUAAUUUACGACAAAAUAAAAAACAACGUAAACCACGUACAGCUUUUACUGAUGCUCAAUUAAAUACAUUAGAAAAAAGUUUUGAACGACAAAAAUAUUUAAGUGUACAAGAGCGUUUAGAACUUGCUAAUCGUCUUCGUUUAUCUGAUACACAGGUAAAAACAUGGUAUCAAAAUCGAAGAACAAAAUGGAAACGACAAGCAUGUCUUGGUCUUGAAUUAUUUACUGGUAAUACACUACAACGAUGGAUAGAACGACAACCACAUUUAUUUGCUGCUGCUGCUGCUGCCUAUCGAUCUUCAUCAGAUGCGACGAAUGCUAUCGGUCAAUUUGGUCAAUCUUUUUUAAAUGACAGCAAAUUAACAAUAGCUACCAAUUCUAAUGCUCAUAGGUUUUCUCCUACGAGUCUAAAUUUACAUCGUCAAGAAUAA